Messenger RNA from Xiphophorus hellerii (green swordtail), 1791 nucleotides. Its product is annotated as bile salt-activated lipase-like. NCBI's taxonomy places the organism in Eukaryota, Metazoa, Chordata, Actinopteri, Cyprinodontiformes, Poeciliidae. The transcript is spliced from 11 exons. Bases 48 to 1715 code for a protein of 555 amino acids. The record is from RefSeq and is a predicted model, not a curated record.
GCAUGGCUGACGACCAUCCUGUUGCUCACAGUUGAAUCCUGACCAUAAUGCUUGGGGUUUUGGUUGCUGCUGCCGUUUUUCUGGAGGCCGUCUCCGCCAUCUCCCUCGGGAUUGUCUCUACCGAGGGAGGAACGGUGCAGGGAGAAAAUAUUCGCCUUGGGAAUCUGCGGCACAUGGAUGUCUUCAAAGGCAUUCCCUUCGCUGCCCCUCCUGGAAGGUUUGAGAAGCCAACGCGUCACUCUGGCUGGGACGGCACUCUGAAGGCCACUAGCUACAAGCCAAGAUGCUUUCAGCUGACGAUUCUCAUGGACGACGUCUAUGGCAGCGAGGACUGUCUCUACCUGAACAUCUGGGUUCCUCACAUCAACUCAGUGGCCUCCAAUCUGCCUGUCAUGGUCUGGAUUUUCGGUGGAGCCUUCUUGGUUGGAAGCUCGACGGGUGCUAACUUCCUGGAUAACUAUCUGUACAGCGGACAGGAACUCGCAGACAGAGGAAAUGUCAUUGUAGUGACAUUGGGAUACCGUGUGGGAUCCCUUGGCUUCCUGAGUGCUGGAGACUCUACUAUGCCAGGAAAUUAUGGAUUGUGGGACCAGCAGGCCGCCAUUGCAUGGGUGCACAGAAACAUUCGCUCAUUUGGAGGAGACCCCAGCAACCUCACCGUCUUUGGAGAGUCCGCCGGAGGAGCCAGUGUUGGUUUACAGAUUCUCACUCCCCACAACCAGGGAAUAAUCAGGAGAGCCAUCUCCCAAAGUGGGGCCGCCCUUUGCCCUUGGGCUAUCAACAGAAAUCCUCGCAAGUUAGCUGAAGAGGUUGCUCUGCAAGUCAACUGUCCCACCGAUAGUCGCAUGGCCACAUGUUUGAGAAUGACCGACCCCAAGGCUCUGACAUUGGCAGGAAAGAUCCAUCUCUCUGGCUCACCUGACGACCCUCUGGUGUACAACAUGGCUCUGUCUCCUGUGAUUGAUGGCGACUUCCUGCCGGAUGAUCCAUCCAAUCUGUUCCACAACGCCGCCGACAUCGACUACAUAGCCGGAGCCAACGACAUGGACGGACACAUCUUCACAGGCAUUGAUGUCCCAUCAGUCAACUCUGCAUUGUUGGACACCCCUAUUGAUGAUGUUAAGAGGCUCUUGGCUUCCUUCACCAAGGAAAAGGGAGCGCUUGGUUCGGAAAACGCCUUCUCCACGUACACCCUGGACUGGGGAAGCAAACCCAGCAGGGAGACUGUCAAGAAAACUGUUGUGGCCAUCGAAACGGACUACCUUUUCCUGAUUCCCACUCAGGCUGCUCUUUAUCUUCAUGCCUCCAAAGCAAGAACUGGUCGCACCUACUCGUACGUCUUCUCUGAGCCCAACCGUUUGGGAGGCCUUCUCGCCCCCUUCCCAGGCUGGCUGGGCGCCGACCACGCUGACGACCUGCAGUACGUCUUUGGAAAGCCCUUCUCCACCCCGCUGGGCUACUGGCCGCGCCAUCGGGACGUCUCCGGGUACAUGAUCGCCUACUGGACCAACUUCGCCAAAACGGGAGACCCUAACCAAGGAGGCCUGAGCGUCCCGGUUUCGUGGCCAGAAUUCACGUCCAGUGGACACCAGUUUGUGGAGAUCAAUAGCGGCACGGACGGCACGUCUGUGGGAGAGAAGCUGAGGAUGCGCUUUGUGAACUUCUGGACCAGCGUCCUGCCCAACCUUCCCACCAUGUACGCGGACUCAGAGUAAAGAGCUGCGGCUGGAGAUGAAGCCCUCGAUCACAAGCCUUGGUUUAUAAAAAUAAAUGGAUGAAAGAAAUAAAAAA